This is a messenger RNA of Chanos chanos (milkfish), 651 nucleotides long. It is a transcript of the gene scg5, whose product is annotated as secretogranin V. The coding region runs from base 1 to 651 and encodes 216 amino acids. NCBI's taxonomy places the organism in Eukaryota, Metazoa, Chordata, Actinopteri, Gonorynchiformes, Chanidae. The transcript has 5 exons. Gene Ontology annotation, biological process: neuropeptide signaling pathway; regulation of hormone secretion. Gene Ontology annotation, molecular function: enzyme regulator activity. Gene Ontology annotation, cellular component: secretory granule. The record is from RefSeq and is a predicted model, not a curated record.
AUGGGUUCAUCUACCCGAUUAACGCACACGGCUCUCUUGAGCGUAUUGGUGAGUGUGACGGCCGUCGUGUCCGGUCGGAGCACCCGCACGGCUGAUCAAGUUUCCGAGGCUGACCUCCAGCGGCUGCUGCACGGUGUGAUGGAACAGCUAGGCAUCGCUCGCCCAAGGGUGGAAUAUCCAUCUCACCAGGCCACCAACAUAGUGGGUCCUCUGAACAUCCAAGGGGGUGCUCAUGAGGGACUUCAGCACCUGGGACCAUAUGGUAACAUCCCCAACAUUGUGGCAGAGUUAACUGGUGACAACAUCCCCAAAGACUUCAGUGAGGACCAUGGCUACCCUGACCCACCCAACCCCUGUCCUUUAGGAAAGACAGCUGCAGAGGGAUGCCUGGAGAAUGCUCCAGACACAGCAGAGUUCAGCCGUGAAUUCCAGAAACAUCAGCACCUCUUUGACCCAGAGCAUGACUACCCCACACUGGCCAAGUGGAAUAAGGAGCUGUUGUAUGAAAAGCUGAAGGGUGGACCAAAGAGAAGGAAAAGGAGUACCAAUCCAUAUCUGAUGGGACAGCGACUAGACAAUGUUGUCGCCAAAAAAUCGGUGCCACAUUUCUCUGAGGAAGAGACCACUGCUGCCAGCAGCAUCAAGACCUGA